ACGACAUAUUCUUCAGAGAAAGGGACGAGCUAGACCUUUCAGAGCCACCGACGACUUACCCUUACAAGCAAAAGCACCAAGUGGAAUAGAUUAUGGAACCAGUCAAGAGAGCUAAAGAAAGAUUCGCAAAAUAUCCGAUCGUUUUCUCAAAGUGCUCGAAACAAGCUUCGCUGUACGCUCGAUGUGUUCUACUCAAAGAAGAUUCCGUUAAGAAAGACGAUUGCGCAAAAGAAUUCAAAGAAUUCCAAACUUGUUUGACAUCGGCAGCCAAAGAUUUAAAGACUAGGAUAUAA
Molecule: messenger RNA, 293 nt
Organism: Melitaea cinxia (Glanville fritillary)
Lineage: Eukaryota; Metazoa; Arthropoda; Insecta; Lepidoptera; Nymphalidae
Exons: 1
Coding region: 93-293 (66 amino acids)
Biological process (GO): mitochondrial respiratory chain complex I assembly
Cellular component (GO): mitochondrion
Source: RefSeq, a predicted model, not a curated record